AUGAUGCUUUGGAAGGAUCGAAUUUUGUGUUUUGUGAUAUUUGUAAUAAUUCAAAUAUGUUUUGUGAAUUGUGGAAGGUUCGGAGGAGGUAGUCGCUCGAGUUCUCAUUCUUAUUCAAGACCAUCAUACUCCAGGCCUUCUUACCACCCAUCUCCAUCCUAUCAUCCAUCCCCGUCUUAUCAUCCAUCUCCAUCUUAUCACCCAUCGCCAUCUUAUCAUCCUGCUCCGUCUUAUCCAUCACCAUCUUAUCAUCCUGCUCCAUCUUAUCCAUCACCAUCCUACCACCCAUCUCCAUCUUAUCAUCCUUCUCCUUCUCAUCCAUCCGGGUCGCAUCCAUCUAACACAGGAUCAAAACCUUCUCAAACGCACCCCUCUCCUUCUAGCCUUUCUUACCCUCCGAAAUACCAACCGUUACCAUCCCCUCCAGUCUACCGUCCUCCGGGUUACAACAAUAAUGGCGCUGGUGGACAAACGAGGCCCAUCGGAUGGAAUCCACCCGGGCAUCCUUCUGAAGUCGUUGGACCGCCCAAAAGUGUUUCUGGCGUAGGAAGCUCGGCUCCAGGAUCAGGUGGCAAUACUAAUGCUAGACCUAUAGGAUUUGUUCCACCUGGUAGCCCUGGAAGUCACGGUACAGGUGGACUACCUGUAGGACCACCAAAAACAGCUACAAAUGUCGGAAGUGGAACAGGAUCUCAUUUGGAAAAACAACCAGCCUACAAUCCCAACUUCAACGCUGCAGGAGGACAACAUCAACCAGCCCACAAUCCUGCUGGGUAUGGCCCACCUCCAGCUUACAACCCCGCAGGAUACGGCGCACCACCAGCGUACAGUCCUGCCGGACACGGCACUGCAUACAGUCCAAACGGUUACGGUCACGCCCCUCCUGCGUAUUCACCAGCUGGACACGCGUACCCCGUAGGACACGCUCCUCCUGCUUACAGUCCAGGCGGGUACCAUCCACCUGGACACACAACGAUUAUUAACAACAAUAAUUACCAUUACGGCGGUGGUGGUGGAUACGUACCUACUUACGUACCAACGUAUCAUUAUACUACACACGAUACCGGCAGUGGUACUCUAGGGUUCUUCUUGGGGUACUCUAUGGGAAGAUUGACAACCCCUAGCUUCCACUACCAUACCAAUUACGGUUAUGAUAGUACUCCGAGGUACGAUCAUUACGAAGUACACCACUACUACCACAACAAUAAUAAUGUACCAAAAGAAGCUGAAAUUCAACCUAACGCUGUAGUGACGUGUAUAGGAGAUACGGGAUCAUUUUGUCCAGCCGGUACUAUUUCCUUGUGUACUAAUAACGGAGCUGUUAUGUGUGUUGCCAGUGCUACAACGACAGUACCAUGCACGGAUGUCAGCCAGGCAAAUUGCGUUAAAAGUACUGUACCGUGUUUGAACAGUACUGCUCCUGAAUGUAAAGGAGCUACUAAUAACACAACUACCGUCAGUCUACCUUGUAUUUCUACUGCUAAAAUUUACGCUAAUGUAACUUACGUUAAUAACACUGUCACCAUUGCGAAUACCACUGCUCAAAAUACUACGGCAUUAAAUGCGACUGUUACCACUGAUAACAGUACAAAUUCUACUGUUAGUAGUACUACUGCUUUGCCUGUUACAACGACUGAGAAACCUAAAGAACCGCAGACUUUCUGUGUUACUAUUUUAGCCUUGCCUGCUAAAAGAGAACUGUCAGAGAGUGAGAAAUUGUUUAAUAGUGCUGACAGUAUGUUUGGUAAUUUUGCUGUAAAGGUCCUAGGAAUCGCUUGA
This is a messenger RNA of Psylliodes chrysocephalus, 1779 nucleotides long. The record is from the annotation of a GenBank genome assembly. NCBI's taxonomy places the organism in Eukaryota, Metazoa, Arthropoda, Insecta, Coleoptera, Chrysomelidae.